Messenger RNA from Erythranthe guttata (spotted monkey flower), 1984 nucleotides. NCBI's taxonomy places the organism in Eukaryota, Viridiplantae, Streptophyta, Magnoliopsida, Lamiales, Phrymaceae. The record is from RefSeq and is a predicted model, not a curated record.
CUCUCUCUCUCUCUCUCUCUCUCACACACACGCACACACUCGUUAGCCAUCAUCCAUGGCGGCAUUAGGAGUGAGUGGUGUUGGUAUUGGCUCCAACUUUUCUCAAUUCCUGCAACCAAUUUCAAUUUUCAAGUCCAAAUGCAGAAGAACAACAACCUCAACAACAACAACUGUUUUCUCCCGGAUUUCCAACAAUGGCUCCCAACCCUCCUCCAACGGUUAUUCCUCUCCAACGCUUACUCAGAAUUUCACAGGAAAAUCCGAGGCGGAUGUUAUAGUGAUCGGGAGCGGCAUUGCAGGGCUAUGUUGCGGUGCACUUCUAGCUCGAUACAAUCAAGACGUUUUGGUAUUGGAAAGCCACGAUGUGCCAGGUGGCGCUGCCCAUUCCUUUGAGAUUAAAGACUACAAGUUCGACUCCGGUCCGUCUUUGUUCUCCGGUUUUCAAUCUAGGGGUCCUCAGGCUAACCCUCUCGCACAAGUUCUUGAUGCACUGGGUGAAUCAAUUCCGUGUAAGGAAUAUGAUUCUUGGAUGGUGUACAUACCAGAAGGUGAAUUCUUGUCUCGCAUUGGACCGACUGAUUUUUUGAAGGAUCUACAGACAUACGCCGGUCCAAACGCUGUACGAGAAUGGAGAACACUUCUCGAUGCAAUACUUCCAUUAUCCACAGCUGCAAUGGCACUUCCACCGUUAUCUAUACGAGGCGAUUGGGGUGUUCUUUCAACUGCCGGUGCUAGAUAUGCGCCCUCUCUUUUAAAGUCGUUUGCUCAAAUGGGGCCUAAGGGUGCCUUAGGUGCUACUAAGCUUCUCAGACCAUUCUCGGAGAUACUCGAUUCCUUGGGGAUAAAAGAUCCUUUUAUACGAAAUUGGGUGGAUCUUUUGGCCUUUUUGCUUGCCGGGGUCAAAUCUGAUGGUGUGCUGUCGGCAGAGAUGAUAUACAUGUUUUCGGAAUGGUAUAAACCAGGAUGCUGUUUAGAAUAUCCUAUUCACGGAAGUGGAGCUGUGGUUGAUGCUCUUGUUCGAGGUUUAAACAAGUUCAAUGGACAUCUCUCUCUUAAAAGCCAUGUGGAAAAUAUUGUUGUCGAAGAUGGUCGGGCUAUAGGAGUGAAGCUAAGAGGCGGACAAUUCAUACGUGCUAAAAAAGCUGUUGUCAGUAAUGCAUCAAUGUGGGAUACGGUGAAUCUGCUGCCAAAGGAAGUUGUUCCGAAACCUUAUCAGGAAAAGAUUAAAGCGACCCCACAGUGCGAAUCGUUUAUGCAUCUACAUUUGGGUUUUGAUGCUGAAGGUAUACGGGAAGAUUUGGGAAUUCAUCACAUAGUUGUGAAUGAUUGGGAGAGAGGAGUUGAUGCGGAUCAGAACGUGGUUCUAAUAUCUGUACCGAGCGUACUGAGUCCCAAUCUUGCGCCACCUGGCAAACACGUGUUGCAUGCCUAUACGCCAGGAACCGAGCCUUUCGAGCUGUGGGAAGGUCUCGAUCGCAGAAGUAACGAGUACAAGGAACUCAAGGCUCAAAGGAGUGAGGUAAUGUGGAAGGCUGUUGAGCGGGCCCUCGGGCCGGGUUUCGACCGUGAGAAAUGCGAGGUUAAAUUGGUCGGAACUCCACUCACACACCAAAGGUUUCUUCGGAGGAACAGAGGAACUUACGGUCCAGCUAUUAAAGCCGGUAAAGGCUCGUUUCCUGGCCACUCUACCCCGAUAUCGCAGCUUUUCUGCUGUGGCGAUUCCACUUUUCCGGGUAUUGGGGUACCCGCGGUUGCUGCCAGUGGUGCAAUAGUUGCUAACACGCUUGUUUCAGUGUCUCAACACUCGGAACUUCUUGAUGCUGUUGGUAUUUAAUUUAGAUAAGGUGUGCAUGCUCAGUGUUUUAUUUAAAUAUUGGUGUCUGAUUCAUAAGGAAUGGAGUGAAUUACAUACUAUAUUGAUUAUUUUGUUAUUUAUGGCGAAUAAUCAAAAACAAAAAAUAAGAUUGUUUUGUGCACUGGGAAA